AUGGCGAAUCUGAAACAACAAAAGCAAGAAAUGAGCCGAAGGACACACGAGUACUUCACCGAAGACGACGUAGAGAAUGUGAAGAAAAUGGUGGAAGAAAAGACAGCUGCCGUGUACAGAAAAAGGAGAGCAAUAGAACUGCGGAAAAUCUCGCUCUUGCAAGAACAACGAGUAAAAGAGAUAAACGUCGAGGCAGAAUGGAUAGAGAACACUACCACGACCGAGCUGCCGGAUUAUGUGGAACGCUCAUUAAUGCUCGGCCCGAACUUCAACAUCAAUGAAGUUAGUGGUUUUCCGUACAUCGAAACAGUCGCUAACAUCGAAAAGUAUGUCCAACGGAACGAAAAUGCUGACCAGAUAAGGUCGGAAGUUUGUAAUGCGAUGAUCAACCACAUCCAUUAUCACAAACAACCGCGCCAUUCACCAAAUGAAUGGAUAGAAAAGGACGUCAACAAAAGCAAACGAUUUUUGAGGGAUAACCCAAACCUGGUCAUCACGAAAGCGGACAAAGGCAACAAGAUUGUCAUCAUGGAAACACAGGAGUACCAGUGUAAGAUGGAAGAACUUCUGAGCAACGAGGACACCUACAAAAAGUUGACAACCAAUCCGACGAAUAGAAUUCUGAGAAGUAUCAACAAUCUACUCACCGAGUGGCACAACAAAGGAUACAUCGACGGUAGCACUCAGAGAAAACUGAAGGAAUCCAGCUGCCAUCCACCAAGGAUCUACGGUCUUCCGAAAAUUCACAAGGACAACAGAACCCUUCGACCGGUUGUAUCAACAAUUGGUUCAGCGACAUACAACAUUGCAAAGUACCUAUCGGACAAACUCGGAAACAUAACUGGAAAAACCGGGUCCCAUGUUCGCAACAGUUUCGAUUUUGCUGAGGAAAUAACGGGAUUUCAGACAAACGAGGAGGAGGUACUUUUCUCGUUGGAUGUGGUCUCACUGUACACAAAUGUACCAGUAGACUUUGCAUUGGAAUGUCUUGAAGAGCGAUGGGAGGAAGUGGAACAACAUACCAACAUAGACAAAACGAGUUUCAUUGACGCUGUCAAGCUGGUUCUGGAGUCGACUUUUUUUGUAUACCAAGGAAAGGUAUAUGGACAAACGUUUGGCGUACCCAUGGGAUCUCCACUUUCCCCAGUAAUUGCUAACGUGGUUAUGGAAAAGCUGGAACAGGAGUGCAGGAACAAACUGGAGGAAGAGCAAAUCAGUUUGAGGCUGUAUCGAAGGUAUGUAGAUGACUGCAUGUGUGUUGCUAAGAAUGAACACAUCCAAAAGAUUGUGGACACAUUCAACAGCUUCCAUGAUCGACUUCAAUUCACUGUUGAAGUAGAAAUGGAAGGGAAAAUAAAAUUUCUUGACAUGAUGUUAGAAAGAAAAGAAAACAGCAUUUCAACUACCUGGCUACCGAAGCAAUCAAAUGGAAGGUACCUUGACUAUACAUCCCAUAGUCCCUUCCAACAUAAGAAAAACACGGCGAUCGCUCUCAUUGACCGUGCAAUUAAACUGACAGGUGUUGAAAAACGUGAAGAUGCGCUGAAACAAGCAACACAUAUCUUGAGGAUAAAUAAUUAUCCUCUAUGGUUUAUACAGAGGAUAAAAUCAGAAAGAGUCCACAAGCACUACAACUCGCUACAGUCGAACGACUGUGAACAUCCGGUCCUGAAAUAUGUUUCAGCGCCUUACAUACCCUGUCUCAGCGAGAAGUUGCGCAAAACGUCAUCCUUGCUUCAAGACCACAAAACAAAAUAA
Messenger RNA from Armigeres subalbatus, 1758 nucleotides. RefSeq lists its product as uncharacterized. NCBI's taxonomy places the organism in Eukaryota, Metazoa, Arthropoda, Insecta, Diptera, Culicidae. The record is from RefSeq and is a predicted model, not a curated record. The coding region runs from base 1 to 1758 and encodes 585 amino acids. The transcript has a single exon.